Molecule: messenger RNA, 615 nt
Organism: Triticum turgidum subsp. durum (durum wheat)
Lineage: Eukaryota; Viridiplantae; Streptophyta; Magnoliopsida; Poales; Poaceae
Source: the annotation of a GenBank genome assembly
AUGUCAAGCACUGCCCAAGUCAACUCGUUGUUGUUCGUCGCCGUGGAACUUGAGCCGAAGGAGUUCAUCGCCUCUUUCCCUUCGAGCAUGGGCCUAUUAGGCAAGUCCAUCAUCAUUGAUCUGCCUUGCUUCCACCGCACCACCUCCAUCAUGUUGGACCACGUAUUCAUUCGCUCUGUGCCAGUCAGUGUCAAGUUCCCUAUGCUUGAGAGGUUGUCCCUAUUACACUGUAAUGGCAACCUCAAUGCCUUGCUCUCAUGUUGCCCACGGUUGUGCACCCUCCUCCUCAGCGGCAUUUUAUUCGAGACAUGCGAUCUAAGGGUGAACUCGUCAUCGCUCCAGGAGCUUGUUGUGAGGCCCUUCUCAAUAGAACGUGUCAACAUUAUAGCCCCCAUGCUUAAGAAACUGGAGAUUCUCUUUACCGUGAUGUUGGAGGUCAACAUUUCGGUGUUUGCACCAAUUAUGGAGAAGGUCUGGUUGUACUGCUACUACACAGAGGAGUCGAUUGUUUUUUAUCUUUGGUAUCUCGAGUUGCUAGGACCGCAGGCGGCAGAGAGACAAGGACAACUCCCUCUACUGCAUAUUCGUGCAAAACUCGUCACUUUUCUCCGAUGA